UUUAAUUUGUUAAAAUAAUUCACUUGAGAAUUUGUAAGGCUGAAGUAAUAUGACCUGAAAUCUCGCCAACAAUUGUGAUGACUACAUCUAAGGGUCUCUAAGAGGUCGUAUAUUAUAUAUAUGCUGUAAUAUACCUUUACAUUUGCAAAAAUGCUAUAUUUCUGGUAAAACCCCCACUUCUCAGAACCAUGAAUAUUAAUAUUUACUUAGUCACGGGAAAGUCCCGAAAGUUAAACAGGUAUGAAGCGAGUAAUAAACAGGUUUUGCUGUCGUUUGAUCUCUUCCAAGAAAAAUUGUAUUUCUGUGGAAAACAUCCCUCGAGAAACUAAAACAGACAUUGACUAAUGUUUUAUCCAGCAUGUCUGAAAAAUAUUCCACUUUGAUUGGCGUCAUUGUUGAUGUGUCGGGUUCAAUGGAAUACAGCAUCGGAGAUGGAGUUUACGCAGAAGGCGGAGAAUGGGUUCGUUCUCUCUUUCGAGUCAUUGACAGCCUAAUCAAACAUGAUGUUUCUAGCUCAAACCACAUGUUUGCCAUCGGGAUGGGGGCGAACAACUCACGCACAAUAUUUGACGUAAUGCGUACAAUCGAAGAUUUCCAAAGUAAUCAAACAAGCCUUCUUGAUCAUGCAAGCACCAUUGAAUGUAUUUUGAAGAUUUUAGAAGGAGAAGGUGCAUCUGCAGUACGAAAAUGGGCCAGCCCGAGAGAUAUCAGAGUCAAAAUAUCGCAUAGUGAGGCAAAGGAGUUGUUACAUCACCUGAAAUCCAAGCCUGAUUUUGCAAAGAGAGUUGUCAACGAUUGCCUACCAAAUGCGUGCAAAGGAAUCCAAAAUAAUACUCCAGAGCUCGUAGGCCAUAUUCCUGGUGCACAUUUUUUAUUGGGAAUCGGAGAAUCAGCUGUGAGCACCAUUCGCCCUGCCAGUGAGAGAGAAAUUGAAGAUGCUGUAAAUAAAGCUACGUCUCUUCUAAAGAACGAAUUCCUAAUUAGAGAAGUUGCUGUUCCAUCAUCUAUCUUCACUGUUAAAAAAGCAUCGGACAUUCUCCAUGGAAGCGUCGAUGAAGAUAAUCUCACAAAACAGCGAGUCCAGGAAUUGAUGGACGACGUCAGACCUUUCAUAUAUGGCGGCUCGACACCACUUUAUGGAUCACUGAGAAAUGCUUUUCAACUAUUCUCCUACCCAAAGUACAAAGAUUAUAAGAAGAUUCUACUUGUGAUAUCAGAUGGAGAUCCUUCUGAUAAUGGCAGUUGCAAAAAUGAAUUGAUCUCGAAAUUUGAGGAAAGGGAUGUUACUAUAGUAUCUUGUUUCAUCACUAGAUUAAUAGAUAACAUCGAGCCAAAGAGGUUGUUCAGCAGAGCUGAUAGUAGUUGGGAGGACGGCGCCAAGCUUUUAUUUGAACUGAGUUCUAAAAUUCCAACAGAUUUACUUCCUCGCACAAUUUUCAUCAAGCAAGGAUGGAACAUCGAUAUCACCGACAAUGAAACCAAAUUGUUCCUUCAAGUGAAUCAUCCUGAUAUCUUGAAAAAUGCCUGCGAUUUGGCCCGUAAUGUUGUAUGCUGUCAAGAUGCUCUGGCAGAUGUUUUGACUUCAGUGUCACUAGAUAUUUACAUCAACCAAAGCAGAAAUGAUUUUGGCGCCAAAAAACAAGAAGGAGGCACUUGCUAUGCAAACGCAUCAGCCGCAGUACUCCAUCUCUCCAUGAAGCGAAUACUCGGACGACAAGGUGGUUAUCCAGAAUUCAAUGAUUUGCGGCAAGAGCUAAUUGAUGAAUAUGGUGAAGAUGGAGCAUAUACCUUUGGUGUUUUGCAGAGUGUUUGCCCUCGCUAUCGAUUGCAUUGURAACAAGUAGAUGCAUUGGGGGCAAUGGCGGCAAUCACUGCCAAACGUCCGGUGGUGGCAAUUUUUGAUCUUACUGAUCAUGAAUGGAGCAUUUUUUCAGAGUUCUUCGAAAGUARUCCUAGMGGCGUUCUUACUCGGGAAAAACUCGACAUCACUAAACGUUCUCGAUAUGCAGAAACGGGGGGACACGCCGUCGUUUUGACCAGCUACAACAGUGAGUGCAUGCGYUUGAUGAAUUCUUGGRGWGUUMAAUGGGGAGACAAYGGAUUUUUCAGAAUUCAAGAUGCACAUGUUCUUGGAUUAGAAUUUAUCGAUGUUUUCUGGACGGAAGACGAAUUAACGAGAGAAGAAAAGAAAUACUAUGCUAAGCAUGGAGCUGGAAAGGCUUCACAAUUUCUGCAGAAUUUGAAAGGCCUCCAAGUCCUCACACACCGAUGCCCUUCCUGCAAGMAGGAGYCAAAAGUCACAGAGUUUACAGGUCAGAUUUUGAGCGCAAARUGCCCUARAUGCUAUCACGAAUUUAAGUGUGAUGAACCAGGAAAUAUCUUGGCUCUAAACAUGUACCUGACAUCACUGAGCCAGUAACUUGAACAACAAGGAGAAGUAACUCAAAGUUCAAACUGUUGUUGAUUACAUAUUUAUUUUCUCAACAAUGACGCUUGUCAACUGUUUAGAAAAACUUAGAACAUGUUCUUUUGGUAUUAUAUAUGGCAAAGUCUACUCUAUAGUCCUAAACGCAAGCAUCUUAGAAUUUUUUUAAAAAAGUAGUAAGGGAGUUUUCGUAUGAGUGAAUAUCAGCCAAAACAGCUAGAACUAAAUCUGGACCUUAUUAGACUACGUGUUUAGGAACCACUAGAGUGUACUAUUUAGAUUUGGCUUAGUAACUAUAGUUCCUAGUUUUAUAUAAAGCAUCUUAUAGAAUGCAAACAAUAUGCUUGCUAAAUAGGUAGCUAGUAAAAUAUUUAGAGAGCAUAUGCUAGUUUCGUUUAUUUCUAUUAUUAACUCCAUUUACUAGUAAUUCAAACAAGUACAUGUACAGUAGACGAGAGACUUUACUUGCUCAUGCCAGUUACCACCCUUCCAUAGUGAAAGUUUUAAAGCGGUGGUUUGGCCAGCUUAAUUUGAGAAACUCGAUUUUUUGUUAAAGSAGUAAGCAAUUCUCKACUUAUAUUUGGAGGUUUUUUAAAACGUGCAUUUAUCAUAAAUUAGUGCAAUUAGAUACAAUAAGAUAUACUCAUGUGUGUUUCAAAGUUGUCUUCUUUUCAAAGUUUCAUUACAAGUUUGAUUCUCGSCAAUGAUGGCAACAGAAUGGCGACCUCAAUGUUAGAAACGUUUAUUUUAAUAAAAUAACAUAUUAAAAUAACAUAUUAACACAACAUAUUUUGGCAUUUAUCAUAAAUUAGUGCAAAAUUAUAAGUUUUAUCACAAAAAGAAAUUCGAAUAAAGCUGAUUAUCGAGCAAUUGCGACGCAACUAGAUAAUUCUAGUCCGCGUAUCGCUAAAUCUUGGCACGGACAUUUGUCUUUGUCAGAACGGCUAUCGUCUAAGUUGAUUCUUUAUUUAAUGCUGUUUUUUUUUAAUGUUUAUUUAUUGUUAUUUAAAUUAUUUCCUUUAAAAUACAUUUUUUCAAGGAGACCAGAGAGCAGCACAACGGAUGCAUGUUGAUUUGUAACAUUUUGUAGACUUAAAAAAAAUAUAUAUAAAAUUUUGUAGAAAACCAAAAAUACUGGUUUUAACUGUGGGAUACAACAAAUAAUAAUGUCAAAACCAUUCUAGGUCUGGGAUAGGGUCAGUCUUUUGACGUCCUGGCAGCACACACUUACUCACGUUGGGUAUAAAAAGCAUUUAUUCCAUAUCGAUAGAGUUCAAUGAYUUCUAAUAGUCAUAUGCCAACAAACCAAAGCAAUUCUUUGCMGAGAUCACAUUCUCAUGUACAUUGCAUAUUAACUGUAGAAGCUUCUCAGUUUGAUGAAAAUCACUAUAGUAAUUUGUUGACUACACUAUCGAACCUAUGUUAGAUAACAGAAUUUGAGAGAUUUAUUAUUUGAAUUUCUCAUGACCUUGUAUUUUUCGAUAAAUGUUGAUAUUAGAGACCUAGACUGUUUUGACUAAUGUUAGUUAUAUGUAGUUUCAUGUGUGGUACAACCUCCUAUAGUUAAGACCACCAUCGUUUUUAGUUUUGACUAGCAUUUGAUGGAAACAGGAUAUUGGAUUAAGUUUAGAAUUAUAAAAGGACUGACGUUAUAGCACUCGAAACUCACUACUCAUCUCAUUGUACCUAUUACGGGCCAAGACUGGGGUUGUAGUCUAGAUCGUAUUGGAAAGUACAAACCAAAGUAUGGAAAGUGCUGGAGUUUGGAAGCCCUACUGUACAAGCACUCCGACAGCGGAAAGUCUUUCUGGUCGACCUUCUUCAGCCUCAUCUUGAGCCGAACACAUUACUAACCAUAGUUUUGUAAUUACUGUACGUGAGAACCAAGAAUAAACGAGUGGCAAACCAGAACGAUCCUUACUAGUUGAGCAUGUCCUUACACCUAUGUCUAUUCUAAGUUAGUAAGAGCACAAAUAUAUUAAACAUACUUCUUAGUAUGAGUUUUGAAUAAAGUGUCUAUAGUAGUUCAACCUGCCAUUAUUGCUUUAGCAAGCAAGGUUUGUUACUUGGAAACAAAACAGACAAAAUAUAGUUGUGCAGAAGAUGCGAGUGUGAACCUGUGAGGAGAUUGAGAUGGAUUCUAACAUAUUAAUAGGUUGCAUCUCAUUGGAAUUUUUAACAGAAAAUCUAUUCAAUCAAGUCGAAGCAUCAACUUUUGMAACGUUAAUGAGUGUUGUCAGUGACCAAAUUACCUCAUUGCUGCGUAAAUGAUGCACGAUGAGAAUUCCUUUGUAAGUUUGUAUUCGGGCUGAUAUACUUGACAAGACGGAAUCUACUCCAAUAACUGCAUCUCCUUGCAGCACAUAACAUGCAUAAUUUAACAGUCUUGAUAGUUGUUGAAUAUAUAAGAAACUAUAUUAAGUGACUUAUUUUAAUAAAAUAAAAUGCUGUGCAAGUACUCACGGAUACAAUCAGA
Messenger RNA from Exaiptasia diaphana, 4901 nucleotides. RefSeq lists its product as uncharacterized. Lineage: Eukaryota; Metazoa; Cnidaria; Anthozoa; Actiniaria; Aiptasiidae. The coding region runs from base 359 to 2419 and encodes 686 amino acids. The transcript is spliced from 2 exons. The record is from RefSeq and is a predicted model, not a curated record.